This is a messenger RNA of Symbiodinium necroappetens, 831 nucleotides long. Lineage: Eukaryota; Dinophyceae; Suessiales; Symbiodiniaceae. The record is from the annotation of a GenBank genome assembly.
AUGAUGUCGUUCACCGCACUGAGCGAAAAAACUACGGAGGCUUUGCCCAGCAAGGAUGGUGUGAUUUCUUUGACCAACCUUGCAGACGAGUUGGGGUCGAUGAGUUUGGAUGACUUGGUGUCCAAUGGUGGUUCCUAUAUCGUUUUGCGAGAAGGCGAAGCCCUGCUCAUCCCACCCGGUUUCUUCUUUUUUCAAUGUGGCCUCGGGUACAUGAAUGCGCCGAAGACUUUCUACAAGGCUUUCGCUGCCGUGCCCAAGCCCUUCGUGCAUGAAAAAGACGUGCUGCAGACUGUGGAGGAUCAGUUUGAGGUUGCUCACCACCAUGCGGCGGGCGUCAAGAAGAUUGUAGCGGCGAUAAGCAGCUUCCACACCACGGCCGGAAGGGGCACCGUCGCCCGCGACCGAACCCAAGCUGACGGCGCAGAUUUGGAGUGGGAAAUCUCCCGGGCCAAGAAGCACGAACUUUUCCCCCAGUACGUGGCCUCUCUACAGGGCGAUGUGGAGGAUGAUUGGGAGUUUGGCGACAUGGAGGGCGACGCUUUGGCCGACAUCGAGCACUUUUGUGAGUGGCUGCAGAAGAGGCAGUCGAGUGCCACGCAGGUCGCCGACAAGGAGGCGAUCAAGAGCACUGAGGCCAAUGCCGACGAAGGGACAGAGGCUGCGGACAAGCAGGAGAUCCACGACACUGUGGCCAUUGCCGACGCAGGGACCGAGGCUGCGGACAGGCAGGAGAUCCACGACGCUGUGGCCAAUGCCACGGAUGGGACAGAGGCUGCGGACAAGCGUGAGAUCGACAACACUGUGGCCAACGCCGCGGAUGAAAGGGCAGAU